AUGCAGGCGCUUCUUUGCCUGGUGGCGAUGGGGUUGACGGUGGAGGCUGCGGCUGCAGGAGGAGCGAAGAUGGGAGGUCUCUCCAUCACACUCCGAGGAGGAGGACAGAGCGGACGGAUCCAAGGAGGAUGUCAUGAUCAUGCUGCGACGGAUCCGCACUGUCUCCGUUUGCAUUAUCAGUCGGAGUGGAAACGGGUGCUUAUGCAUUUCUCGCGUGACGGAGGAGAGAAAUGGACGCUAAAGGCUGCAUUGCCGCGGCGAAGCGACGAGGAAGAAGAGGAUCAUGAGAUGACUUUGAACAGCCAUGUCGGCCACAACUGGCGCUAUCUCACCGUGUCAAACGUCGUCACUCCUUUCUGUUUUGUGCUGCACAAUGGAGAAGGCGAAUGGGACUCAGGCCCUGAGCGAGAGAAAGGAAGAUAUUACAAAGUUGACGGACCGGGACACUUCUGCUUGAAAGAUGGCAUCUUGACGGAGGUGUAUCAUAAUCUCCCAGGUGUGUUGCUGGUGUGCGACCUUGAUGGAACCCUUGUUGGUGACGAGAAGGCGCUACAAGAGUUCAAUGAUGAAUGGGAACGGCAAUGUGUUCAUCGUAACUCGAUCCGUGCAAUCUACAAAAGCUUUGAUCGCAAAAGAGAGAGUCUUCACCAGAAAAUGCUGAAUCCCAGCGCGAUCAUUACUUCGGUCGGAACAGAGGAACAAAAUGCGUUCAAGGUAGUUUUUGGUGUCCAAACGGUACACAUAGAAGAGGUGAUAGCAGAACUCAAGAAAGCCGUUGAGGCUGGGGGCAAGAAAGCUCAGUUCAUUGCAAGCGGACAUGGUGACUGGAAUUAUUUGGACGUUGUGUGUGAGGGUGCUGGUAAGCUAGAAGCCACGGUCUACGUACGAAACAAGCUAGGAUAUUCAGCCGAGGAAACAGUACGUCGAGCAUUCUGCCGUGAAUCCGAUGGUAAUUAUGAUAUCAGGCUCUCCGGAGAAGAACGGGGAAUCAUUGUUGGCAACGCCCAGAACGGCCUCCUCGACUGGCUCGAGAAGCAAGACGCUGGUGAGCGACUGUACAAGGCCAAGGAAGGACAUGCGCGUGGAAUUCUCGAGGGGCUUCGAAAGAUGGGCUUCAUUCACAAGCGACCAGAACCUGCUUCUAGCUAG
Guillardia theta CCMP2712 is the source of this 1149-nucleotide messenger RNA. RefSeq lists its product as hypothetical. Lineage: Eukaryota; Cryptophyceae; Pyrenomonadales; Geminigeraceae. The coding region runs from base 1 to 1149 and encodes 382 amino acids. The record is from RefSeq and is a predicted model, not a curated record. The transcript is spliced from 11 exons.